Myiozetetes cayanensis is the source of this 2489-nucleotide messenger RNA. RefSeq names its product ArfGAP with dual PH domains 2 (gene ADAP2). Gene Ontology annotation, cellular component: plasma membrane; intracellular membrane-bounded organelle. The record is from RefSeq and is a predicted model, not a curated record. Gene Ontology annotation, biological process: positive regulation of GTPase activity. Gene Ontology annotation, molecular function: phosphatidylinositol bisphosphate binding; GTPase activator activity. Lineage: Eukaryota; Metazoa; Chordata; Aves; Passeriformes; Tyrannidae. The transcript is spliced from 9 exons. The coding region runs from base 36 to 995 and encodes 319 amino acids.
AGUGGGCUUCUUACAAACUUGGAAUACUCGUUUGUAUGAGUUGCUCUGGAAUCCAUCGCAAUCUUCCUGGCAUCACCAGAGUCAAAUCCCUUGUGCUGGACUUCUGGGAGAACGAUCUUAUAGAGUUCAUGAAGAAUCACGGGAACCUCUUUGCCAAAGCUAAAUAUGAGGCCAAAGUCCCUCCCUACUAUUACAUCCCCCACUCCAAUGACUGCACGGUUUUAAGAGAGCAAUGGAUUAGAGCUAAAUACGAGCGUGAGGAAUUUGUCGCCACCCGAGUCUGCCAAGACCCUUGUUCUGCAGAGAACCGUGAAGGAUUCCUCUGGAAGCUUGGGCAGGGACGCAGACAGUUCCACAAGAGGAAAUUCUUCCUGUCACCAAGGGAAGGGGUGAUGAAGUACUACGGCAAAGAAUGCACAGGUCCCAAGGCCAUUAUCAGCAUGGAGACCCUGAAUGCAAUGUUCCAGGAAAUAAAAAUAGGACAUUCCCACGGGCUGCAGAUCACCUACAGCACAGAUGGGCAAACAAGGAACCUGUUUGUCUACCACGAGAGUGGAAAGGAGAUCGUGGACUGGUUCAACGCCAUCCGGGCAGCGCGGUACCAUUACCUCAGAACAGCCUUCCCCAAGGUCCCUGAGCACGAGCUCAUACCCAGGAUCACAAGAAAUUUUGUCAAAGAAGGAUAUAUGGAAAAAACAGGACCAAAGCACAAGGAGGCCUUUAAGGGACGCUGGUUCAGCCUGGAUUCUCAAGAAAGGAACCUGAUGUACUUUAAAAACCCACUGGAUGAGUUUGCACGGGGCCAGAUUUUUCUUGGAAGGAGGGAUGAGGGGUAUGAAGUACGACCUGAGCUGCCCAAGGGAAUCCGCAUGAAGAAGAGGAAACCAGGGAUCAUUCUGGUCACUCCAGGGAGAGAGUUUGUGUUUUUGUGCGAUAACGAUGAGAGGCAGAAGGAGUGGAUUGAGGCCUUGGACAGAGUCAUCUCCCAGCACUGAUGUCCACAGGGAGGAGCAGACUCAGGCAGCUACAUCCCAUCUGGCUGCAGCUCCUGUCCACACAGGGACAGGGUUGUUUUCAGCAGAGUGGGUUCAAUGUCUUUUUACACUGGCACAAUAAAAAUACACAAGUCAAGUUUGAACUGUGGAGGAUGCUGUGAUGGAACCACUCUAAUGGAAUCACACAGAUAAUCCCAGCUCCUUGCUUUCAGCAUUUCCUGCUGUUUGGCUUUUUUAUGAGUGGCAAAUCCAACUCGUGAGGACAAAAUUUUUCCAAAGCACAACAAACCCACACGGUGCCCCAGCAAACACCUCGUGAGCACAGGAUGAACAUGUGCUGAUCUGUCUCACCUAAAACCAGAUGAAGCUUAAUGAGCUUGAUUAGUCUGAGCACUGAAAGGCAGAAACUGGUUUUAAAAGUGUUGUCUUCAGUGACUUGCUUGAGUACACUCACCGAGUGGGGACCAGUUCUCAGCGUUGGGGGUAAGUGCCUCCUCAUCAGGUACCCCUUGUGUCCACUCGGGGCAGGACUGAUGGACACUUGCCCUGACUGAUACAGUGCUCUGAGUGUUUCCUCAAGACCAAGUCUGAGGUCUGGUUCUACCAAGCAGAACGUCAUUGAGAUAUUUAAUUCUUUCCAGAUAGCCUUAGUUUGCAAAUCAAGAGGAAGUCUUGCAGACCAAAUUUCUGGUGAGGCUUCCACCUCUUGCUGACUGUUGCCAGCCCGUCUGAGACACUCAGAAUAGUUCUCCUCUUCUGCAGAAAUGAGGAAGUGCCAAUUCUUGCAGGAAUGAGUGAGAUUAAUUCUUCUCUCCCCCCAACAGUGCAAAAGAAUUGAGUUGGAUCAUCACUCUGCCUGUCUCAGCCAGCUCUGAGCAAUCUGCAGCAGUUUUGCCUGCUGAUAUCCUCCCAUGAAGCUCGCUGUGCUCCCGCUCUCCCCACACAGCCUGAUUCAGUCUGCUUCCCAUGCUGGUUCAGCAUAUCUGUCAAGCAGCCUAAUCCUGCAGCUCCCGAAAUCAAUAGAAAGCACCCUCUGACUUGUUCAAGGAACAAUGGCUUCUUCGUUUGGUCUGUCGGGUUAAUUGUUAUUUUGAGAUGACCUGAGUAGCCCAGGAUGACCUCAGAAGGGUUCAGUGCAUCCCGUGGCCUGAACUUGCCACGGGUGGGGGGCUCUGCUGGGCUGGACUGGGCUGGGCUGGGCUGGGCUGGGCUGGGCUGGGCUGUGCCCCUGGCUGUCCCGGCCGGGUCAGCAGACUGCCCAUGUCAGCGACUCACUGCCACAAAAUCGGGAAACUCACGGUGAAAAUGAAACCCUGCCGCUAACGGGGACUUUUUUGGAGAGUCAAGACGAGUCUAGGCCAGGCCCAGGACACUCUGCAUCACAUUCCCAUUCCCACAGUCAACCCGAAUUCUGGGAACGAGUCGCAGCGGAGGAAGCGCUGACCGGCACCGGGCUGAGCGCCGGGAGCUCUGAGGGAGCUGAUACCGGAGGAG